Molecule: messenger RNA, 834 nt
Organism: Agrilus planipennis (emerald ash borer)
Lineage: Eukaryota; Metazoa; Arthropoda; Insecta; Coleoptera; Buprestidae
Product: nuclear hormone receptor family member nhr-111
Exons: 6
Coding region: 1-834 (277 amino acids)
Biological process (GO): cell differentiation; anatomical structure development; regulation of transcription by RNA polymerase II
Molecular function (GO): zinc ion binding; nuclear receptor activity; RNA polymerase II cis-regulatory region sequence-specific DNA binding
Source: RefSeq, a predicted model, not a curated record
AUGGGAAGAUCGUUACCUGCUCCUGUUCCUUGCAAUGUUUGCGGGGAUAAAUCGUACGGAAAGCACUACGGUGUCUACUGUUGCGACGGUUGUUCGUGCUUCUUCAAACGAAGCAUUCGGCGACAUAUUUUUUAUUCUUGCAUCACGGGCAAAGGACAAUGUAUUAUAGACAAAACACGACGGAACUGGUGUCCUUACUGUAGACUAAGACGCUGUCUAGCUGUAAGAAUGAAUGCUGCAGCUGUUCAAGAAGAACGAGGACCCAGAAAGCCCAAAUCUUUAGAAACCAUCGAAAAACCGUCAAGUCCUAAACGCUUAAACUACCUACCAUCACCAUUAUCUUCUUCGUCCAGAUUUUCCAUGAACAUCAAACUAAAUCCGUCGCUUGAUUUUCACCUAGAAACGGCAGCCCAAGUCCUUCUACUGUCGAUCAGGCAUGACGUUAUCCUGAUACAUAUGUGGGGUCCCCUCUUUAUAUUGCGAGCAGUGUUUUAUCCCUCCUUUAUCUGGAACAUCGUACCAGGUUUAGAAAAGGCACUUCAAACUCUAAAAAACUCCAGCAUAAGCUGGUGCUAUUCAGAAGCGUUGGAAAACUUGUUGCUUUGUCGACCGGAUUUGCUGGCAGAUUUGGAUCAGAUAAUGCUAACUCGGAGACUAAAGAAACAAGCGCUAGAUUUACUUAUGGUCCAAAUGGAGAACAAUUGGGAAAGAUUAGCAGAUGCUCUAACAUUAUUUCCCAUUUUAUUUUCCGUAUCCUCAAACACCUUGUUUAAUCUUCUAUUUCGACCUAUUACAGGAAAUAUCAACAUGGAAACGGUAAUAACGUCUAUUUAA